AAGAGAGAGAGAGAGAGAAGAGAGAAAGAAAGAAAACGAAAGAAAAGGUAUUAAGAAGAAAACUCUUAAUAUCAUAGCUAUUCAGGAUGAAUGUCCUUGAUAUAUUUUUCUUCGUUGUUAGUUCGUGUGUGCUCUUGUUAUACGCCUUGUAUGGCGAUAAAUUUGUCGAAUCUGAAAAGGUGGAAGGUGGAAAACGCGACGAAGGUAUUUCGAAAAAAUCAACGAUAAAAUAUAAGCGGCAGCUAUAUCGUUCGUUCGAAGUUUACGACUCGGUACGAGGAUUGUGUUGACGUGGAAGAUUUAGCUGGAUUUAACGGAGAAAUAAAUAAAUAAAUAAAUAAAUAAAUAUAGAAAGAAAGAAAGAAAGAAAGAAAGAAAUAAAGAAAGAAAGAUAGAAAGAUAGAAAGAUAGAAAUAAGAAAGACGGAAAUAUCAAAGGACACUGGUGAAUUGUUUCUUCCGUGGUUACCUUUUAUUUCUUUUCUUUUCUCUUUCUCCCUCUUUCACUUUCAACGAAGAAUUUAAAACGAAGGAAGGAAUACAAUAAAUCGUGUGAAUUUUUUUUAUUAUCGAUUAAUAUCGACGAAUAUUGAAUAACGACGAAGUGGAAGAAAACGAAGAGGGAGAAAUAUAAAGAUAAGAAUAAGAAGAAUAAGAAGAAUAAUGGAAGACGACAAAGAAGGACUUGAGUAUUUCAAUAGCAUGAAUUCGUUCGAACUUAGGUAUAGGAACGAUUCAAAGAGUCGAAAAACGAGUCGAAUUACAACGGAGAUUUUACUUUCGACUCUUGAUUAUCUCGAAGAUGAUACUAAAUGGACGAAAUAAGAGAUCAUUCAAGAUCUCAUACGUUUUACGUAUCGGAGGAAGGAGGAUUUCUUUAUUUUUUUUCCUGUGCUCCGACCAAUUCACAAAGGAUGUUCGAAAUUGGACCGAAAUGGGAAAGAGAGGGGUGUGGGAGGAACACCGACCGUAUAAGGAUGCAGGAAGCAAAGGAGUACUACAGAUGCGCAGGAUAGAAUGAAUCGUCGGGAGGACCCGUUGUUGCGACAGCAUCGCAGCCGCUUGCUGCAACUCGCUGAAGCUACCAACAUCAAGCCCGGUCGUGGAAGCAGCAAGAGACGCGGUCAAAGGCAAUCUCAUGGAUUUUCACCAAGCAAUGGCGGAUCGAGUACAGGACGUGUUACACUUCAGGACAUCGUUAGAAGCGAUCCAGGUUACACGCCUAACAUAGAACACUUAGUGUUCCCCGAACGAAAGAGCAGUAAUCCAAACUUAUCUGGAAACACCGAUGGCUCACCACCACCGGGUACAACCAAAUCGAAAUCCAAUGUUCCAACUUCUAGUAGGUCCAGACUCGUCGAGGUCUUUGCGAGACAUUACUCGCGAGGAUCCUUGCAGGACAGUACGGUUACCUUGAGGAAGAAUCAUUUGAACAGCACUUCGUUGGACAGUGGCAAUCUGGUGCUUUAUCAACAACAGCAACAACAACAACAGCAACAACAACAGCAGCAACAGCAGCAGCAGCAGCAGCAACAACAACAACAACAACAACAGCAACAACAACAACAACAACAACAACCAUCAGCUUCGACAAAUUCCUCAGGGACGUCAUCAAGUGCCGUAGGUUCAACGGCAGGUUCAACAACAGGUUCGAUAGUGAGAAACACAGGACGACGUUGGCUCUUACAAAGUUCUCUAUCCUCACGGCAACACUCGGCAGAUGAGGGCACACGUGGGGCCAGUAACGUGGUGGGCGUAGUCGGAGGGCCCAUUUCGAGUUCGUCCUCGGGCCAGGCUCCUGCCCUCCCACCCCGCAGACUCAGUCCAGCCACCGACACCGGUGACAUCGGCAAUACGGCUACGCGUGUUGACAGAGGUCCGAACUUAUCGAUCGUCCAUCUCUGCAACGCGUCGGAUCCUUGGGAGGUCGGCUCGCAAGGAUCAGCCUAUAGCGUGAGCAGUAACAAGAGUCAGAUAAGUUCAAGAGGCAAGUCAUCGAGCAGUGGAAGCAAUCGUGGCUCCUACACACGUGGUAGCUCGAUUCCUUCUUUGAAACGUCACGAUACGUCGUCGUCGACGUCGAGUUUGAAGCAACAUCGUCAGGACAGCCAUGGUCAGGUAUCGAAUUCCCGUCGCCGAGAAGCUGCUAAUGCCUUCUUGUCGGGCACCGCCGGGACUUCGGGAGAGCUCUUCAUCAGUGGCAAUUGCAGCCGAGAAUUGUCGCCGGUUAGAUGGUGCGACAGAGAGGUCGACGGAGUUUACCUCGGUCGUUCUGGUUGGGUCCAAGUACAACAGAGAUCGUUGGACGAGAAUCGGCGAAUAAAUUACGAGAGCAGCUUGUCCGGCAGCACCGCCGGUAAUCUCUCUUUACCAAGAAGGGCCGCCGUCAAAUUAGCCGACUAUCAUUGUAGUAACAGCGAGCCAGGAAAGUGUCCCCAAGAUUUCUCUUCGAGGUUGGACAGUCAAAGGCCGGAUUAUCUCGCUUUGCAUGGUCAAGAUUACGAGUCCUGUGGUACAAGUGCUUGCACGUCUCCCCGUAGCAUACCAGAAUCCUUUUCACCACCCUCGAUAACUCCGAUCAUUUCGCCACCGCCCGCUUUUCAAGACGCCGUCGCUAAGAGAUCCUCCUCAAGGCAUACCGCUACACGUAGUAAUUACGGGAAAGCACCGUUCCUGCCAAGAUCCAACGCAAUCGACACCGAUAUCAUCAGUCCACCUCCUUCGCCACCUCAAACCAAUUGGAGUUCCUUGCCAUCCUCUUCGAGGAAAUCCGCGAAUGCACCGUCCAGGCGUAGAUUAAACGCGACAUUAGCAGGUACCAGUCAGCAACAACAACAGCAACAACAGCAGCAGCAGCAGCAACAACAACAACAACAACAGCAACAACAACAACAACAACAACAACAUUAUCGAAUGGCGCAAGCUAAAUCUUUGGAGGAUCAGUCGUCCUCUAGAAGAUCUCAGUUUGCCCAAAGAUAUUUGGAAUCCUCGUCAUCGUCCUCCUCGUCCAUGGGCUUCAGAAGUUUGGACAGUUGCGUGACGAGAUCGGCGAUGCCCAGGUUAGCCGAGAACACGGACUCAUCGGUCGAAGGAUACGAGGACGGCGACGAGGAUGAUAAUCCUAGUUCGUCGUUAAAUCUCAGCCUAGUAUCCUCACCUGUAGCUGCAUUGAAUUCGUCGACGGAAUCGAUAAGAGCGAACGGCGAAAGGAUCUCACCGUCUAACAGGCAAACUCGUCAUCAUGCAAGGACCCAACAAGGGCUCAGAAGAUCUCCGGGAUCUUCCGAGUCCGGUAAACAAUUGUCAUUUAACUCUCCUACCUCUUCCUCGUCGUCUUCGAGCAGCAUCGAUAGACAAGGACGGUCGCCCACUCCUAAUCACUUCAGACGUGGAAACGCUUCGAGGCAGCAUCAGAGUGCGAGAACCAGUCAAGCAUCUCCUGACUCUCUACAAUCUAGAGUGAGAAGAUCCAGGAGUUUACAACUUCCGGAGAAGAGGUCACCGAGCACGGCUCCUCAAACUGUUAGAGAUCAUUCCCGGGAAUCCAACGAGUCUCAUCGAAUGAUGAUCAAAUUAUCCAGCGAGCGAGGAAACGAGAGAAGCAAGCGUUACACUUUACAGAACAGAAAAGUUCAAUCAACGGACGAUGCCCUAAACGAGGAGUUAUUCCGCGAGGCCGAAGCUGUCACGGAAUAUCUCUAUGGUACUCGAAGUCGUGCGAUAACUCGAAACUUUCUAACGAGUCGAUACGAACGUCACGAUGAACGUCGGGACGAAGGACAAGAACAGAGACGUGCCAAUCAGACCACCUACGACGUCUACUUCAUAUCUUCGAAGCAACAACAAUCUCAAAAGAGCAAUAACAACUCGAUGCAACAACAACAACAACAGCAACAACAACAACAACAACAACAACAACAGCAACAACAACAGCAACAGCAGCAGCAGCAGCAACAACAACAACAACAACAACAACAACAACAACAAAGUCGAAGACCUAGGACGCUUCAACGAGGUGCCACUACACCGAACACCAAUCCAACUUGUUCGAGUCAAGAUUUUUGUAUCAGUCCGGACACGAAAUUACGUUGUAACAGCAGUACUUGCGAUUUCUGGCCGCAUUGCUCUCAGAGAAAUACACUUUAUUCGCCUAAUCAAGGACCGGUCUUUAUGAAAGUAUCUCAGAGUUAUCCAGCUCAUCAGAGAUUGUCAAUGGACACUGGUACACAUGCGAAUCGCGGUAGCGCAUGUUCCUCGCCUGCUUCUUUGGAAAGAAUGGACGAUCGUGAUUAUAGGGAACGGGAAACUUCGAGAAAGAGUAGGACUAGUCGGGAACAGAAUAAUUUAAAUGUUCAAAGAUAUCAAGAUAGACCGCCAAAGAGUGUGUUGAAGCAGCCGAAUCGGUGGUCACCGAUGGAAGAAAGCAAUCCUAACGGUAGCCUAGACAAGAGAGGAGAUCGUCAUCGUGUCUACAAAAAGUCUGAACUCGUCGGUAGCUUCGAAAUGUGUGAUAAAGAAAGAAAAGUGUCACCGGUUCAAGGUGGUAAAAAUUUGAAUAGGUCACCAAGUGGUCUGCCGGUAGCUUCGCCCUCGAGCACGUCAUCAUCUUCGAGCAGUGACAUUUGGGUAACUACGUCGGAUCGUACCGUGACGAAGAGCCCGAGAAACGCAAAGAGUUCAGGCACGUCUACGCCUAUGGAUGACGCGGUGAUCGGUUCUCUGAAAACGUUGAUGGUACCACCGAAAGAUGGAAUGUUGUCCAGGCCUGGAAGUGCACCGACCAGAGGAGAGGAUUCGUUGACCAGCGACGUGUCCUUGGAUCCACAUCAACGUUCACUGUCUUUACCAAAAUCAUUCUUGACACAUAACACCGAUAGCAAUAAUGGCACAACCGGCAAGCCAGGAUCAUGGCAACGUGUACAGGAUUCUCAACGAUCAAGUCCAAAUCCAAGCGGUGCUCAUUCCGCACAGGAUGUGGCCACGCCUCACACUGCUCCCGUUUCCCCCCUUCACGAUCAGUAUAUUGGUCACGGUAGAAAGGAUCGAAGACGAAUGCCUGGAAUCAGCAAAACCCAACGACGUAUCAAAGCAUCCAGCACUCCGGCCUUACUGGAUCGAGAUCACGAAAGUCGACAGUGGUCAGGUGAUGAAGAAAGCGAUGGGACACGUAGUCAUCAAACGAGGACUGAACACCCUUUAACCGAAGCAACUAUACCUCUGGUCACUCAUUCUCGUCUUCAAGACCCUUCGACCUUGGGUUCGUCGAACGUGAUUGCCACUUCGGGUGGUGGUCCAGGACAAAAUUCGCACCGUUCUAAUGCGGCACAAAGUCAACAAGAAAGCGUAUUGCAAAAAUUUCGAAAGAGCUUCUCUUUGAGAUUUCACAAAAAGGGCAGCAAAGAGAGUACGGAGGGUGAAUGUCCUGUGGAGGAGAAUGAAAGAACAACUGGCCAGUUAGGAGAAGAGGAAGAAAGGGAAACUUCGGCCGUUUUGUCAUCUGAACAAAGCUCGCAGCACAAGGACGAUCCUGGCAAUGAUCAAAAGUUCCGAUUUGGUCCUUUAGUAUGGAGGAGCAGUAAGGAAAGAAAAAAGAGUAACAAAGCAGCGCGUAAUGCAAAAUGCAACAGCGGAGAUAGUGGAAUACAAAUAGAGAUGGUAUCUGGUGGAGCGUUGACUGUGGGCAGUAGUGGCGGAACGAUGGGGGGUGGCGAUAGCUCCGAAUCCCACGACACAGACGUCCAAGAUGAAACGGACAGCCCUCCGGCCCUUCGUAGGCGAGUUGCCGAUAAAUCACGACCCCAGUCCGAGCUCAUCAACCAGAUACUGAUAGACAAGUUUAAGGCGGACUUACAGAGUCGCGCAUCGAGGCAUCAGCACGUACGUAGAACUAAUAGCGACCUUGGUGGACAGAGAUUACUCCAAUGGGACACCAGAUCAGGAUAUAGUCAUAUUCACAAUUAUCGAAGGAUGCUCUCGACGCCAUCACCGAUCAAGAGCAGACCACCGAGGCUAAGCCCGAGACACUCUUCCCAUGACAUCGUUACACUGAGAAGUAACGCGAAAGGGAGGAGUUCUCGGACAAAUUUGAGGCGCUCACUUAGUCAACCACUGGGUAUCAAUCAGCUUUCACCCUUGAUGCGCACCAAAACUGCAGGGGCGAGAUUACCCGGUGGAAAUGUCCUGUCCGAGGACGAACAGGAUGGUAGAGGUGGUACCUCAGACGACGAGAUGAUGUCCGAUUCCGAAUCAUCCAUCGCCUCGCUCACGGACAGAAAGAAGUCUUUCGAGCAGACGAUGGACGAGGAGGUGGUAAUCCUGGCCGAGGCUGUUUGGGAUCACGUAGCAAUGGAACCGGAGGAAUUGGCCUUUCGAGCUGGUGAUCUCAUCGAUGUUCUCGACACGGUCGAUAAGGAUUGGUGGUGGGGUAGCUGCGGAGGUGAACGUGGCUGGUUUCCUGCUGCUUUCGUUAGGUUGCGGGUAAGUCAAGAAGACACCGUCGAAGAUUGUUUGGCCGCGAUAGCCUCCGGAGGUACGUCGAACUCUCAAAGAAGACGCACUAGUGUUUCGUUGCUAUCGAACGAACAGGUCAGGACGAGCGUAGUUCGUGAAUUGGUCCAAACCGAGAGAGACUUUGUCAAGAUUUUAAGGGACGUUACAGAAGGGUAUAUAGCGGAAUGUCGAAGACGUACCGACAUGUUCAACGAGGAACAAAUAGAAACGAUCUUUAUCAAUAUUGAAGAACUUCUAGACUUUCAAUCAGAAUUCUUGAAGGAUUUGGAAUCUCGUAUCGAUUGGAAUUCACCGCACAAAAGCUGCGUUGGCGAGUGUUUCCUCAAACACAGAGCAGGCUUUCGAAUGUAUUCUGAAUAUUGCAACAGCCAUCCGAUGGCAACCGCCACACUGCAGGAACUUUAUCAGCACAAUCGUUAUAGCAAGUUUUUUGAGGCUUGUAGACUGAUGCGUGGUCUGAUAGAGAUACCUUUGGAUGGAUACUUGCUUACGCCGGUUCAACGGAUAUGCAAGUAUCCCCUGCAGUUGGCGGAGUUGUUGAAAUACACGAAAGCAGACCAUCCAGAUUAUCAUAAAAUUCAAGAAGCUUUGGAAGCGAUGCGAGGCGUUGCUGUAUUGAUCAACGAAAGAAAAAGACGAAUGGAAAGUUUAGAAAAGUUGGCUGCUUGGCAACUCAGGGUCGAAGGAUGGGAGGGCGAAGAUCUGAUAGAAGUAUCUUCUCAAUUGAUUUAUCAAGGUGAAGCUAUGCGAGUAACCACUGGCAUGUGGACGAACAACAUCACGCUUUUCCUCUUCGAUCAUCAGCUCGUAUAUUGUAAGAAAGAUAUUUUGAAACGUAACACUUACGUUUACAAGGGUCGUAUUUAUCUCGAUACAAGCGAAGUCAUCGAUGUGCCAGAUGGAAAAGAUCAUCAGUUGGGUGUUACGGUCAGGCAUUGUCUGAAAGUUUAUAGCUGCGUACGAGACAAAUGGUUGUUGUUCUGUUGUCGUACAGCCGAAGAGAAACGUCGUUGGUUGGUAGCAAUGGCCGAAGAACGACGACUGGUAGCUCAAGAUAGGAACGAUGGACUGGAAUUUCCAGCAGCUGCUCGGCAACUCGCCAGAUUGGCGGCUACCAGACAACGUAACAGGCCACCCGUAAAACCUCGCAGCAAAUCGUAUAAGAGAGAGCCAACGUAUGACGUGUCAAACGUGGUAACGCAAGGAACAACGAAUUCAUUGGGCCGUAAAGUCGGUACCUGGUUCACGUUCGGUAGCAGCAAGAAAAGUGCACGACCUCAACCGUCCUGAGACAGGCCCACCUUCGUUCCGUACAUCGAUUUGUAAAGACACUUCAACGUGAACAAAGCGCUUGAUCGUACUUCCACGAUCGUGAAUUCUAAUGAUCUGAUGAAGACGAAGUCCGUUAUCAGCGCUCAUCGAAUGUACGGUACGAAGGUACGUCAAAUUUUCUUUAUCGUUCGUCGUGCUGUACUAAGGUAUAGAUAAUACGUAUAAACGAGAAGAAAAUCAAAGUACAGCCGCGAUGUAAAGUAAGACUAGCUCGUAUAUAAAAAUCUUGAAAUGUAGUGAAAUUACAUGAUUGUUGUUCCGCAUCAAACUAUUACUCUACGAUUCUGAAGAAAAAAAAAAAAGAAAAAAAAAGAAAAAAGAAAGAAAAAAAGAAAAAUGACAGCAGAUCUAUUAUGUCAACGAUCCUUUCGUUCACUGCCUCGCUGAACAAGAACGUGUUUCGACAAGCACCGCCGCACUAACUUUGCUCCCUUAACUAUUCCUUCGAUCUCUCCGAUGAAAUGCACUUUGCUUAAAAAAAAGAAAUAAUAAUAAUAAUAAUAAUAAUAAUAAUAAUAAUAAUAAUAAUAAUAAUAAUAAUAAUAAU
This is a messenger RNA of Vespula pensylvanica (western yellowjacket), 8388 nucleotides long. RefSeq lists its product as uncharacterized. Bases 1017 to 7799 code for a protein of 2260 amino acids. Gene Ontology annotation, molecular function: protein binding; guanyl-nucleotide exchange factor activity. Gene Ontology annotation, cellular component: cytoplasm. The transcript has 21 exons. The record is from RefSeq and is a predicted model, not a curated record. Gene Ontology annotation, biological process: intracellular signal transduction. Lineage: Eukaryota; Metazoa; Arthropoda; Insecta; Hymenoptera; Vespidae.